Molecule: messenger RNA, 1443 nt
Organism: Ochlerotatus camptorhynchus
Lineage: Eukaryota; Metazoa; Arthropoda; Insecta; Diptera; Culicidae
Exons: 1
Coding region: 1-1443 (480 amino acids)
Biological process (GO): DNA integration
Molecular function (GO): nucleic acid binding
Source: RefSeq, a predicted model, not a curated record
AUGACAAUUCUCACGAAGAACAAGUCUGCUGCGGAAGGUGAAGCACAACCGAUCCCGAAAAGCAGUUCGCUGUAUCAACUAGUACCGGCGUUGGACGAAGACGGAGUAAUGCGACAGAGCGGACGCAUCGGAGCAGCAAAACAUGCAUCGUACAAUCUGCGGCAUCCAGUGAUUCUUCCCCGGAAGAGUGAAGUGACUACGCUCGUGGUGGAUGAGUACCACCGGAAGUAUAAACAUGCCAACCCGGAAACUGUAGUCAAUGAAAUCCGUCAGCAUUUUGAAAUCCCUCGAUUGCGAACAGUGGUGCGAAGGUGCAGCCGUGAGUGUAGGUACUGCAUACUUCGCCGAGCGCGGCCGUACAUCCCUCCGAUGGCUCCACUUCCAUCGGCCCGUCUUGCAGCCUGCAGCCGUCCAUUUAGUUUCGUCGGAUUGGAUUAUUUCGGUCCGUUGUUGGUGAAGCAAGGAAGAGCGAGCGUGAAGAGGUGGAUCGCACUUUUCACUUGUCUCACCGUGCGCGCGGUCCAUCUGGAAGUUGUGCACAGCCUGACGACUUCAUCAUGCGUUUCCGCCGUCCGAAGGUUCAUCGGCCGUCGCGGAGCACCAGUAGAAUUCUACAGCGAUAACGGGACCAAUUUUCAAGGCGCCGAACGACUUCUGCGGGAACAAAUUGAGCAGGGACUAUCCGCCACCUUCACCAGCUCGAAGUGCAAAUGGCUCUUCAUUCCGCCAGGUGCUCCACACAUGGGCGGUGCCUGGGAAAGGAUGGUCCAGUCAGUGAAAGCCGCGAUGGGUGAAGCUUACGGGGAUGGGAAACUUGACGAGGAAGGACUUGGGACUUUGGUUGUGGAGGCUGAGAGCGUAGUCAAUGCUAGGCCUUUGACGUAUCUGCCGUUAGACUCGGAGGAAUCUGAGGCACUAACACCGAACCAUUUCUUGCUCGGGAGUUCGAGCGGUAUCAAGGAACCGGGCCGGGACAUUCGCUACCAGCAGCGGAACCUUCAGAAGACGUGGGUAGAGAUACAACAGCAACUGGACAUCUUCUGGAAACGGUGGCUUAAAGAAUAUCUGCCAGUUAUUCGCCGGCAACCGAAGUGGUUCGAAGAAGCUGCGAGAGAGAUCAAGGAUGGUGACUUGGUUCUCAUUACCGAUGACGGCAGACGAAGCGAGUGGACCAGAGGACGUGUGGAGCAAGCUAUUAGAGGACCUGAUGGAAGAGUGCGUCAAGCUAUCGUGCGGACUAAGGGAGGUAGUGUACGAAGACCGGUUACCAAGAUCGCCUUGCUGAAUGUUGGAGAAACCCGUGCAGUCUUGGCCGAUGGCAAGAUGCACCCGGCGGAGGAUGUUGCCGCAAGUCUACCAAUUUACCACAGGGGUGGUGAAUCUGGUAACCCGGUCGCUGAAGGCGACGCGUCCAACAGAAACGUCACCCGCUGUCACCGAUGA